Messenger RNA from Penicillium mononematosum, 960 nucleotides. Its product is annotated as SIR2 family NAD-dependent protein deacylase. The record is from RefSeq and is a predicted model, not a curated record. Bases 1 to 960 code for a protein of 319 amino acids. The transcript has 2 exons. Gene Ontology annotation, molecular function: NAD+ binding; protein-succinyllysine desuccinylase activity; protein-malonyllysine demalonylase activity. Lineage: Eukaryota; Fungi; Ascomycota; Eurotiomycetes; Eurotiales; Aspergillaceae.
AUGGCUUCAUCUGCAAAGAGCAUAGUGCCGGCUGCCGACCUUCAGUCAUUUACUGAAUAUUUAAGAGGGUGCAAACGCAUCGUCGCUCUUCUUGGAGCUGGAAUCUCUGCAUCAUCAGGCUUACCCACCUUUCGUGGCGCAGGCGGACUCUGGCGUUCCCACGAUGCAACCUCCCUCGCGACUCCAGAAGCUUUCGAUGAGACUCCUGGUCUCGUCUGGCAAUUCUACAGCUACCGGGGCGACAUGGCUUUGCAAGCCGAUCCCAACAAAGCACAUUACGCCUUAGCAGAGCUAGCGCGAAGGAACGAAGACUUCAUCACACUGAGUCAAAAUGUUGACGGCCUCUCUCAGCGAGCCAACCAUCCCGUGAAGCAGCUGCAUCUUCUCCACGGCACUCUGUUCAAUGUCAAAUGCACCAAUUUCUAUUGCAACUACACCGAAGACAACUAUACAGAUCCCAUCGUUCCCGCUCUCGAAAUUCCCAAAAAGAGUUCAGGUCUUAACCCCUCUGCGACCGACAAGACUGGCGAGCAAGCAUCGAAAGCGAUCGGAGAAGCGCUAGACGAUACGAGUACCGAGGUUGAUAUCUCCGAUGCGAACAAUCCUAUCGCCACAGUAGCCAGAGAGGACCUACCUCAAUGCCCGAAAUGCGAGGAUGGCUUGCUCCGACCGGGAGUCGUGUGGUUUGGAGAACCCUUGCCGGAGAAGACGAUCCGUGCUGUUGAUAAGUGGAUCGCAGCGGGUCCGGUCGAUCUGUGUUUGGUCAUUGGUACCAGUGCGAAGGUUUUUCCGGCUGCAGGGUAUGUCCACGAGGCUCGUUCGCAGGGCGCCCGGGUUGCGGUCUGUAAUAUGGAUCCCAACGAUACACCGGGGCAGCUUCAUUACGGUGAUUGGUUCUUCCAAGGAGACGCGGGUGUUAUUGUCCCCGAGAUACUCAAGAGUGUUACUGGCGAGAUCUGA